Messenger RNA from Anguilla rostrata (American eel), 2808 nucleotides. RefSeq names its product cholesterol side-chain cleavage enzyme, mitochondrial-like. The transcript is spliced from 11 exons. Gene Ontology annotation, molecular function: heme binding; iron ion binding; oxidoreductase activity, acting on paired donors, with incorporation or reduction of molecular oxygen. NCBI's taxonomy places the organism in Eukaryota, Metazoa, Chordata, Actinopteri, Anguilliformes, Anguillidae. Bases 323 to 1612 code for a protein of 429 amino acids. The record is from RefSeq and is a predicted model, not a curated record. Gene Ontology annotation, cellular component: mitochondrial inner membrane. Gene Ontology annotation, biological process: C21-steroid hormone biosynthetic process; cortisol metabolic process; cholesterol metabolic process.
CUGUCUUCGAACACUACUAUAUUGCGUCAUAUCCGCAGGUCGGCUCCAUUGACUGCGGCCUUUAAUCAGCUCAGCAAAAAACUGCAGCUCUACGCGAUGAAAUAAAUGAGGCUACGCAAAUGAUAAAAUACAAACUACACAAAUAGCAUCUUCAGUAAAACUGGUCCAAGUGACAGAACAUCACCAUUCCCUGGAGCUGACCAAUGUGAAGAAAUUCGUCUUCACUCUGGAAGAAGGAUUCGGCGAGUCGUCGUCAGUCCAACUGCUAUGGUAUGCUUCUGGGAUGCCAAAAGGGAAAUAAAGGUUCUUUUCAAGGGAAUGAAUGGUUGAUGUCCACCCAAGAGAGAAAAUUGGGUUCUAUGAAAGUGUGAACAUCAUCAAGCCAGAAGAUGCAGCCAUUCUUUUCCAGGCAGAAGGACAUUACCCCAAGAGACUGAUGAUCGAGGCAUGGAUCGCCUACAGAGACUACAGGAACCACAACUAUGGAGUCAUUCUGAAGGAUGGGGAAGACUGGAAGUCCACUCGAUUGGUCCUAAACAAGCAAGUAAUCGCUCCACAGGUUCAGCAGAACUUUGUUCCUCUGUUGGACGAGGUGGGACAGGACUUUAUGGCACGAAUCCAAGGAAAGAUUGAGAAGAGUGGAAACAACAAAUGGACAGUUGAUCUCUCCAAUGAGCUGUUCAAAUACGCACUGGAAUCUGUGAGCUCUGUGCUAUAUGGGGAACGAUUGGGACUGCUGCAUGACCACAUAGAGCCAGAGGCUCAGCAUUUCAUUGACUGCAUCUCCCUGAUGUUCAAGACCACCUCUCCUAUGUUGUACAUACCCCCUUGGCUGCUGCGCCGCUUGGGGGCCAGGGUAUGGAAGGACCACGUGAAGGCCUGGGAUGGCAUCUUCAACCAAGCGGAUCGCUGUACCCAGAAUAUGUUCAGACGGUUAAAACAGGAGUCAGGUGGUGAGGGGAGAUACCCCGGGGUGCUGACCAUCCUAAUGCUCCAGGGCACGCUGUCUAUUGCGGACAUCAAGGCCAGCGUUACUGAACUGAUGGCUGGGGGCGUGGAUACGACCUCCAUCACCCUGCUGUGGACUCUGUAUGAGCUGGCCAGACAGCCUGAGCUACAGGAGGAGCUUCGGGCAGAGAUCGCUGCAGCACGGGCAGCCUCGCAGGGAGACGUAAUGGAGGUGCUGAAGAUGGUGCCCCUGGUCAAAGCCACCCUGAAGGAAACACUGAGGUUGCAUCCUAUUGCUGUGAAUUUGCAAAGGUACAUAACUGAGGAUGUAGUGAUUCAGAACUACCACAUUCCAUCUGGGACCCUGGUCCAGCUGGGCCUUUAUGCCAUGGGCCGCGACCCCCAGGUCUUCCAGCGGCCGGAGCAGUACAUGCCCUCACGCUGGCUGCAGAGGAACACCCGCUACUUCAGGAGCCUGGGGUUUGGUUUCGGGCCCAGACAGUGUCUCGGCCGCAGGAUAGCGGAAACGGAGAUGCAGCUCUUCCUCAUACACAUGCUGGAGAAAUUCAGGGUAGAAAAUCAGGGGCAGAUGGACACAAGGAGCACCUUCGAGCUCAUUAUUCUCCCAGAGAAACCCAUUGUGUUGACCAUAAGACCUCUGUGACCUCAGUCAAAUGGGAGGUAAUGGAGUGUUGCCAAGGAGAGCAUAUAGAGAUGUGAAUCUCCAUGUUGUCUACCAUACAUACCUGACAUUUGCAUAGCGACUAAAUUAAAGGGACUAAAACCUAAAUGACCUGACCCCCCCCCCCCUCCCCCCAAACAAUUUUUUUUCUUUUACAUUACACAUUUCAAGUAUGUUUGGUGAAAUGAAUCACAGUUCCCAAGAUCAGUUGGUCAUUUUUUAAUCAUAUAAUUUCUUUAUAAAAAAUAUUUCUAAAAAAUGUUUGAUUUAUUUUUAUAAGACAAUUCUCCUUAACAUUUUAGCCAUUGUUUUUGUCCAUUUCAGUCGGACUUCAAGCAUCUGCAGAGGAAAUUCAAGACAUUUGAAAAAGAGAAAAUUGAAUUGCCCUCUUAGCAGUUUACUCAUAUUUUCCAGAAUAGGUUUUUUAGAAGGCAAUAAAAAAUUGAUUGUUAAUUUUGAAUACAGAUACAAAAAGAUGACAAGAGGGCACAUUUGAGUGUUUCAGUUAAUCUGUAAAAGGCAUUCAGAACAAUUUAUAAUAAUCAUUAUUUUUUUUAAUGUUCUUUUGUCAAAUUUUGACAAAAUUAUAUGCCUUUAAUACUUUAAAGAAGAAAACUUUGUUGCUGCUACAUUGUCACCCCUCACCCCUUAUAUCACUAAUCUUUUAUAGCAUCACUUCAUGUUUUAUGUGAAGUUAUGUGUCACUUACAAACGCUGAGUUGUACCUACCGUUGCAAAAUAUUGAUCUGAUGUGAUGACACAAAUAAAUGUUUAUUUUUAUUAAUUAAAAUAAAUGUCAAUUUUACCUUCAAAUGAAGUAUUACCAAAUCUCCUGAAAACAAUGCCUUAAAGAAGCUAAAUUUUUUGAAGAAGCUCUCCCAAUGGAAUAUCUCUACAUUCUCUUCGUCUAUCUCAGCUGUGCUCCAGAGGAGAAGCUAUUUUCCAUAUUGACUGCAAUUGUCAUGUCACCUUUGUAAAUAACUACCAGGUAACACAGCUUUCGAAGGUCUCCCCCCGUCCUUCGAGAGAUAAGAAAACUGUUUCUGUCUUAUCAGUUUUGGACCUCAUCAGUGAGUUUCCUCCAAGAGUGAUAUUGCAGUGUUGUCAGAACCUUUUGCAUCAGGCUUGUCAUGUAAAUUUUUUUCUUCAUCAUAUGAAACUUUUGAGUUGUAAGCUGA